UGGGGAAAGCGCUAGCGUUAGCGACAGUGUGUGUUCCGAUUGGCGUGCAGAGUUGUCCAGCUUAACAGAAAGUUAUGAACCACACAACAUUUUUAACACCGACGAGACCGGCUUAUUCUUUAAAUGCAUGCCGGACAAGACAUUUACAUUUAAAGACGAGAAAUGCCACGGAGGGAAACAUAGUAAGGAAAGGUUAACUCUUCUGUUGACUGUUAACAUGGAUGGUUCCGAAAAAUUGAAACCCCUCCUCAUCGGGAAAGCAGCAAAACCUAGGUGUUUUAAAGGUAUCCAGUCAUUUCCCGUAACCUACCGCUCGAACAAAAAGGCGUGGAUGACAACGGAGUUGUUUAACGAGUGGUUAAAUUCAUUGAACAGCGACAUGAAAAAACAAAAUCGUGAAAUCCUCUUAUUCCUUGAUAACUGUUCAGUUCAUAACAACCCUCCAAAUCUCUCGAAUGUGAAACUUCACUUUUUUCCACCAAAUACAACAUCCAAGUUGCAGCCUCUAGACCAAGGCAUAAUUCAAAACUUCAAAGCAUUUUACAGACAUGAAAUAGUCAAGAUUGUACUGGAUGGAAUUGACAGUAAUGAAACUCCAAACAUCUCUAUUCUCACCAGCCAUGUUGAUUGUUGA
Homalodisca vitripennis (glassy-winged sharpshooter) is the source of this 634-nucleotide messenger RNA. Its product is annotated as tigger transposable element-derived protein 6-like. Bases 128 to 634 code for a protein of 168 amino acids. The transcript has a single exon. Gene Ontology annotation, cellular component: nucleus. Gene Ontology annotation, molecular function: DNA binding. The record is from RefSeq and is a predicted model, not a curated record. Lineage: Eukaryota; Metazoa; Arthropoda; Insecta; Hemiptera; Cicadellidae.